Molecule: messenger RNA, 1312 nt
Organism: Oreochromis niloticus (Nile tilapia)
Lineage: Eukaryota; Metazoa; Chordata; Actinopteri; Cichliformes; Cichlidae
Gene: pdca
Product: phosducin a
Exons: 7
Coding region: 299-1006 (235 amino acids)
Biological process (GO): regulation of G protein-coupled receptor signaling pathway
Cellular component (GO): photoreceptor outer segment
Source: RefSeq, a predicted model, not a curated record
AUGUAGCAUUGGGCAGGGCAAAACACCGGUGACAACCACAAAGAUGAGAAGCAGGUUCAGCUUUCAACAGUGGCACAGAAAAUUUGCAAGAGAGAGCAUUUUUUCAAUUUCACUUACUGAAGUGUGUGGAAUGGAAAAGAAUGGCUUGACUUCUGAUACACAGCUCACAGUAGCUCCACCCUUUUCUAAGCCUGCACUCCUCGCUCUCAGCCAGAUCUCACACUAUCAGUGAAUCACAAGAUUGACUGACUGGCUUUUAAAACCAGUUCUUACUCAACAGACAAAGGCUUCCCGAAGGAUGUCUGCCACUACUCAAGAAGAGGACGAAGUGCCCGCCAAUCACACAGGUCCCAAAGGUGUCAUUAAUGACUGGCGAAGGUUUAAGUUGGACAGUGUGGAUCAGACCGUCCCUCAGAACAAGAGAGAGCUGCUCAGACAAAUGUCCAGUCCUCGAGAUGAUGACAAGGAGAGACUCAACAGAAAGAUGAGUGUUCAGGAGUAUGAGUUGAUCCAAGAUGAGGACGAACGCUGCCUAAAACGCUACAGAAAACAGUGUAUGCAGGAAAUGCACGAGCGCCUGAGCUUUGGUCCCAAGUUUGAAUCAGUCCAUGAACUUGAGAGCGGAGAAGCAUUCCUUGAAGUCAUAGAGAAGGAACACCGGUUGACCCUGGUGGUGGUCCACAUCUACCAGCAUGGUGUCAAAGGCUGUGAAGAGCUGAACUCAUGCCUGGACUGUUUGGCUACUGAAUACCCCAGUGUUAAAUUUUGUCGUAUUGAUGCCGUGGCCACUGGUGCUGCUGAACGCUUCUCCUCUGAGGUUCUUCCUACCCUGUUGGUGUACAAGGCUGGUGAGUUACUGGGUAACUUCCUGGCUGUGACCAAACACUUCAAUGAAGAGUUCUUUGCAACGGAUGUUGAGGCUUUUCUCAAUGAAUAUGGCCUCUUACCCGAGAAGGAAUUUGAAGCGUGUGCUGCUGAUGAGGAUGAGGGGGGGGAAGUGGAAUAGAGCAAUUAUGCAGUGCACUGGAGGGGAGCAAAUACAAGUAGAAAACAGGGGGGGAAGGAUCUGACAGUAAGGGGCAAAUAAAAAGGAGAGCUGAGGAAAAGGAGUGGAAGAACAGCAGCUGGGAUAUAAACACGAGUUUAAAAAAAAGCACAAAACUGUGCAUACAGAUAAACAUCUAGCAGCUCAAAUGCUGAAUCUAUUUAGAGACUGUUAGAAGUAAACCACAGACGGUGAGGACGUCUGUGCUGAAAUACUGCUUAGCGGUGAUGUCAUAACUCUCCAAUAAAAGAUGUCUUCAUCACAGUU